GGUGGCUGAGAGUUUGCUUUGCUUUAGUUUCAAUUUCAAUUUCAACAUGAAGCAGUUCGCAUUGUUUGGCAUACUUUUCCUCAUCCUGGCCUUGGGACUGUCUGAGUGGCCCCAGCAGGUGUCUGCCGUGUCCCUGGCCCAGAGUGGUCCGCCGCAAUCCCAGAAUGGUCCGAAAGGCCCACCGAAUGGUGGAAACGGCAAUCAGCAAAGUGGACAAGGCCAAAACGGGCAAAGUGGUUAACAAAAAAAUAAGUAGAAUGCUGUCCGCUGCAAUGCUUCGAUUUAAUAAAUAGUUUCAACUGCAAAAAUACAA
This is a messenger RNA of Drosophila obscura, 313 nucleotides long. RefSeq lists its product as uncharacterized. Lineage: Eukaryota; Metazoa; Arthropoda; Insecta; Diptera; Drosophilidae. The record is from RefSeq and is a predicted model, not a curated record. The coding region runs from base 47 to 241 and encodes 64 amino acids. The transcript is spliced from 2 exons.